Messenger RNA from Dictyostelium discoideum AX4, 954 nucleotides. RefSeq lists its product as hypothetical. The transcript is spliced from 4 exons. The record is from RefSeq and is a predicted model, not a curated record. Lineage: Eukaryota; Evosea; Eumycetozoa; Dictyosteliales; Dictyosteliaceae. The coding region runs from base 1 to 954 and encodes 317 amino acids.
AUGUAUAAAAUAUCAUUUUUUAUUUUUAUGGUAUGUUUAUUACUGACAAAAUUAAAUUAUAAGGUAUUUGCUGAUAGUAGUUCAUCAAAUCCAACAUUACCAACAAAUUGCAAUGGCGUUGAAUGUCCAAUGACAGUGGUCUGUGGGAUAGGAUAUAAACCACAUAUACCCCCUGGUGAAUGUUGUCCAACUACAUGUGAAUGUGAUACAACCUAUCAAUGUCCAUUACUUGGAUGUCCACCAGAAACUUAUUAUUAUACCGCUCCAGGUAAUUAUAAUUUUAAUCAUCACCAUUUUUUUUUAUUAUUAAUUAAAAAAAAAAAAAAAUUAUUAAUUUUGUUAAAUUAUUUCCAAGGUGAUUGUUGUGCAAGUAAGUGUGUUUGUAAUUCAACCUAUCCAUGUCCACUUUUAGGUUGUGGUCCAGGCUAUACCCCUUAUACUCAACAAGGUGAUUGUUGUCCAAACAAAUGUGUAUGUGAUUCAAGUUAUCAAUGUCCUUUAUUAGGUUGUCCCCCAAACACAAUAACCUAUACCAAACCAGGUGAUUGUUGUCCAAGUGAAUGUAUUCCAGAUUGUAACGAAAAUCAACCAUGUCCAAUUUUAAAUUGUGCCACAAGUUUUAUACCAUAUACUGAACCAGGUAAUUGUUGUGCCUCAAAGUGUGUUUGUGAUCCAACAUAUCAAUGUCCACUAUUAGGUUGUGAACCAGGUUACAAAGCCUUUACUGCUCCAGGUGAAUGUUGUGCAAGUCAAUGUGUUUGUGAUCCAAAUUAUCCAUGUCCUUUAUUAGGUUGUGGACCAGGUUAUAUUGCCUAUACUCCUCCAGGUGAAUGUUGUGCUAAUAAAUGUAUUUGUGAUCCAAAUUAUCAAUGUCCUUUAUUAGGUUGUCCACCUUCCACAAUUGAAUAUACUGCUCCAAAUGCUUGUUGUCCAAGUAAAUGUGUUCCAGUUUAA